UGUAUCUGUCCCACAGCAGAACUGCAGUCGAGACAAGUCUCUUUGUUUCUCUCUCAACUGAGACCAGCAGGUUAUUUCUUCACAACACAGCAGACUCUCUGCAGGACACUGAGUGUAGAUAUGGCUGCUGCCAGCUGUCUGCUGUCUGAAGAUCAGUUUCUGUGCUCCAUCUGUCUGGAUGUGUUCACUGAUCCAGUCACCAUACCAUGUGGACACAACUUCUGUAAAACCUGCAUCACUACACACUGGAAAAUGAAUGUCAAGUGUCAGUGUCCAAACUGUAAAAAGCUUUUCGGCACCAGACCUGAGCUGCGGGUCAACACCUUCAUCUCUGAGAUGGCUGCUCAGUUCAGACAGUCAGCUCAACAGAAAGCCAGCAGCAGCAGCUCAGAGCAACAAGUUUCCAAACCAGGAGAAGUUCCCUGUGACGUCUGCACUGGAACCAAACUGAAGGCCCUGAAGUCCUGCCUGGUGUGUCUGGUCUCCUACUGUGAGAUUCACCUGGAGCCUCAUCUGACAAAACCAGGCCUUAAAAGACAUCAGCUGAUCGACCCUGUGGAGAACCUGGAAGGCAGGAUGUGUCUGAAGCACGAUAAACUGCUGGAGCUGUUCUGUAAGACCGACCAGAUGUGUGUCUGCAUGCUCUGCACUGUUUUAGACCACAAGACACAUGAUGUUGUUCCUCUGAGAGAAGAAUAUGAAGGAAAGAAGGCCGAGCUGGGGAAGACAGAGGCUGAAAUUCAGCAGAUGAUCCAGAAGAGACGACUGAAGAUUGAGGAGAUCAAACACUCAGUGGAGCUCAGUGAGGAAGAUGCAGACAGAGAGAUAGCAGAUGGUGUUCAGGUCUUCACCGCUCUGAAGGAGUCUGUUGAGAGAAGCCAGGCCGAGCUCAUGGACACGAUCAAAGAGAAGCAGAGAAAGACAGAGAAACAGGCUGAAGGCUUCAUCAAAGAGCUGGAACAGGAAAUCUCUGAGCUGAAGAAGAGGAGCACUGAGGUGGAGCAGCUCUCACGCUCUGAAGACCACCUCCACCUCCUCCAAAGCUUCACUUCCCUGAACACUGCUCCACCCACCAAGGACUGGACAGAGGUCAGCGUCCGUCCACCUUCAUAUGAAGAGACUAUGAAAAGAGCUUUGAGUCAGCUGGAGGAGACGCUCAGUAAACAGAUGAAGAAGCUGUUUGAGGUCGAGCUGAAGAGGGUCCAGCAGUCUGCAGUGGAUGUGACACUUGAUCCUGAUACAGCACAUCCUACACUCAUCCUGUCUGAUGAUGGGAAACAAGUAAAGCUUGGUGAUGUGUGGAAGAAUGUCCCAGACAAUCCGAAGAGAUUUUAUGCUUAUGUUAAUGUCUUAGCAAAGCAGAGUUUCUCUUCAGGAAGAUUUUAUUAUGAGGUUCAGGUUAAAGGGAAGACUGAGUGGAAUUUAGGAGUGGCCAGAGAGUCGAUCAACAGGAAGGGAGAAAUCGCAGCAAACCCUCAGAAUGGCUUCUGGUUAUUAUCUUUGAGAAAUGAAAAUGAGUAUUAUGCCCGUGCCGGCCCUGAUAUCCGUCUCUCUCUGAAGUCUCGGCCUGAGAAGGUGGGGGUGUUUGUGGAUUAUGAGGAGGGUCUGGUCUCCUUUUAUGAUGUUGAUGCUGCAGCUCUUAUCUACUCCUUUACUGGCUGCUCCUUCACUGAGAAACUCUACCCAUACUUCAGUCCCUGUACUAACAAUGAUAGUAAAAACUCUGCCCCUCUGAUCAUCUCUCCUGUCACACUAAGUAGAACAGCCACUUAAUUUUCUGCAAACAGACUGCAAAACACUUAAUAAAAGAAAAUUGCACAUUUACCAGCACUGUUGGCCUUUCAUGCUGAGUUCUUUUUCAGACUCUGAUGAAUGUUUUUUCCCCUUUUUUGAUGCACAGUUGGGACUUUUUGGAAAAUGUUUCUAUGCUUUUUUGUUUUUUCUAAAUACUGCUGCUAAAUUUUUCAUGGAUUCCUAAAUUCAUUUGAAAAAACUUAAUUACAUGCACAAUAACAAGAUUCUUCUGUGAUUUUUUGUGUCCUGUAUCCAAACAGUAUUUGUUGUGCAUUUUCAAUCUGUUCAUGAAAACAAACUCCUGUAACUUCUCGUGCUCUGAUACUUAAAAAGAAAUUUUGUCACAGAUGAUUGUGCAGACUAUUUUCUCUUUUAAGUAUAAAGCAACUGAAAUGUUAUAAAAUAAGAUAUGAAUCCACAUUCAAGACAAAUAACAAAUAGAUGACUUACGGUUUAAUAUUUGCAAUUUUUAAAUUUAGACAUUUUGACUUUUUUGCUAUAUGCACAUUAAAAUAUCCUAAUAUUGAUCUUAUUUAGGAUACCACAUUUACAUGAGACAUGUUAACCUGGUCAUCCAGCUCCUAUACAUGAUCAGGAAACUUGAAUAAAUAUAAAAAAACCACCACCUUCACCUUUAUGUUAUGUCUGAAAAACAUUUGCUGUACACAUUUGUUUUCUAAUUGAUAUAUUUUAUAUAACAAUUUUAAUAUGAUGGUGGCAAUAUCAUAUUGUACAGGCAGUGGUGGACGAAGUAGGCUGACACCAUCCUUAAGGUCAGUAAAAGUAUUAAUACCACACUGAAAUUACUCCACUAAAAGUAAAAGUCCUGUGUACAAAACCUUACUUAAGUACAAGUCUGUAGGUGUUAUCAGCAGGAUGUACUCCUGGUAGGCUAUAAAAACUAAAAGUAUUCAUUGCACAGUAAAACAGUGUUUUACUGUUUUAUCUGAUAUGUUUGGAUGAAUGUUCCUGCUGCAUUAAUAUGUAUGUGGCAUGUAAUGCUGGAGAUGUUUAAGGUUGUGCAUUGUAACUGGGUUUAGCAGUGGAUGGAGAUUGUUUGGCUCUGAAAACUGCGGCUGCCUUGAUCUCGCGAGAAUAUUGUUGUCCACUUUUGCAUGAUGUCAGAGGAAGUCGGAACGAAGUCGGACACUAACCAGCAUGCAUUGUGCUGCGAUCGGCAGUGAUCGAUUCUGUGCAGGCCGGCUCAUUUCCAAUGAGCCAAAUCUCACCAGAUUGAGGCAGCUGCAGUUUUUAGAGCCAGGCACUGCAGCUGGUCUCCACCGACUACAAGCCCCAGGGCAUGAUGGGAAACACCUGGCUCUCACCUGAUCUAACAGCUGAUUGGUUUAGAUGUUGACUCAAUAAUAUAAUGUUUUAGAUAAACUUUUCAUUUUUGUUGAAUUGGAGAGAUUUUGAUACUAACUGUCUGAUUUGAAGGUUUAUUCUGUGAACAGAAAACAUGCUGUGGCAGAUGGUGAAGUUUAGUAGUCAAAGAGACUGAAUACAUUCACAUUACAGAUCCUAACCUAUACAUAGUCUAUAUCAGUGGUUCUUAAAUGGUGUGCCGUGAUGCCAGUCUGUGUGUGUGUUGUGGGAUUUUUUGAUUACCACACAUUAUUAUUCCAGUAUUCAACUGGGCCUCUUCAAAAAGUUAUGAAUGAAUUCUUAAUUGACUGCAUCAGUAUGUUGUUUGCACCCAUUUCCCAAUAAAGAGGCAACUCUAGCUAAAAAUGUAAUUUCAUUUGAUUUAAUUUAAAAAACCUUCAUAGGGAACCUAUUUGUUGCCAUUCGCGCAUGGGAAUUAUCAGUGUGUGACUCAUCAAAAGCCCUGAUUGGCAGCCAGUGUGAGGCAUGAUGACAUUUAAAAGGAGACAGCAGUGAGUGUGACGAUGGAUCGCUUUAUUGUACAGAGCAAAUUACAACAAAGCACCAGUGAAGGCGACCUACAACCUAAAGAAAAAAGAAAAAAACUGUCAUUAGACAGUAUCAUGAAAACUAUCUGUCUUAUUUUUAAUGUUUUGAUAAGAGUGAUAACACACGUUAUAGAAGCUGUUGUGCACAGAUAUAAAUACAGGUGUGCUUUGAGAUUUUAGCUCGCCCUUUGGUGUGCCUCAGGAACCAAAAGUUUGAAAACCACUGAUCUGUAUUUACACUGGACUGUUUUAAUUAUUGAAAUACUUAGCGACACAAAGACUUGUGGUCAGUAGGAUGAGAGGAUUCUUAAAAUCAAGAGAGGAUGGCAGAAGAAAGACCUGCACACCAGUUCAACUGAGCUGGACAGUCACAAAAAAGGUUCACAGGCUGAGAUCAAUGCCCAAACAUGUCAAUUAAUUCAAAACAUUAGUGCACAAAAAGAAGAGUGCUCAAAGUGCAAAAUACUUAAAUAAAAAGUGAUAAAAACAGCAGCAAAUGUCUCAGUCCUUGAUUAUCAUCAGUGCUCAGUUCAGUUGAUGUUCGGGUAUUUCUUCUGCCAUCCUCUCUUGACUGUCCAGUGCACCAACACACCCAAGAUAAACUUUGUUGUUGCCCUGAGUGGGUGCAGUUUCACAGCAGCCCUGAGGAUUCUUAAACGUAACAUCUGUCCAGAUGUGAAGCCCUGACUGUAUCUGACCGAUCUUUAAUAAAAGCUGUUGUCUUGUAUUUCUUUCCUCUCUGUGUUUUCAUGUUCUGUAUUUGAGGGGACAGUUCUGCUCAGCUGGUUAAUCUACAGCAGCAAACUGAUAUGAUGCUGAUUUACAUAAGAAUUCAUGUGGAAGUUGAACAGAUCGCAUGUGAAGCAUUUUAUUAGGCUACUCUGUCAUCAUUAAAACAGUUCAUGUCU
Epinephelus moara (kelp grouper) is the source of this 4615-nucleotide messenger RNA. RefSeq names its product E3 ubiquitin-protein ligase TRIM21-like. The transcript has 3 exons. NCBI's taxonomy places the organism in Eukaryota, Metazoa, Chordata, Actinopteri, Perciformes, Serranidae. Gene Ontology annotation, molecular function: protein binding; zinc ion binding. The record is from RefSeq and is a predicted model, not a curated record. Bases 121 to 1773 code for a protein of 550 amino acids.